Chlamydomonas reinhardtii is the source of this 3507-nucleotide messenger RNA. RefSeq lists its product as uncharacterized. The transcript is spliced from 13 exons. NCBI's taxonomy places the organism in Eukaryota, Viridiplantae, Chlorophyta, Chlorophyceae, Chlamydomonadales, Chlamydomonadaceae. Bases 198 to 2780 code for a protein of 860 amino acids. The record is from RefSeq and is a predicted model, not a curated record.
ACGAGGGCGUUACUUUAUGGAAGCCAACAAAUCGCAGAGACGUAGACAGGGCAAGGGUGAGGGGAGGGAUUCAGCGGGCUGGGCACGCAUGACGCAACGAUCAUGCAAGAACGGCUCCACAACGGAGUACCUCUAGUGCUUCCGUUGAAAUAGCAAACUUUGUUGACACUAGUUCACUUGGGUCCUAUGACAGAACAAUGACAGAGAGCACAGAACAAGCCUUUGAGCUUGAGUUUGACGCUGAUGGAGACUCCGCUGGACCAAGCCGCGGCCAAAAGACCGCAGGAACGGGCAAAAGAUACAUUGCAAGUGACGAUGUGCCAGCUGCUCCUAUGCCACCUGCAAGCGGCGCAGCGCCAGCAGGAAGGAGACCUGCAGCCGGGAGAAGCACGCUAAUCGCGGAGGACCCGGAGAAGCGGCGCAUUGUUGGACAGCGGAAAGCACCAGAAGCCAAAUCGCAGCGCACUGUGUCCGAGUCCGAUGGUGGGGCGAAGGAGGAGGUCCCGGGGCCGUCGCCCGCAGUGGCGGGCAGCCCUCCGCCCCCGGUGGCGUUCGAGGGCAGCGGCCUCCAGGAGGCGGGCACGCUAAAGAAACAGGCGGAGGAGGAUGACGAGUUCGACUACGCAUUUGAGGGCGGCAAGCGGGAAGGGGAGUUCCACAAGCAGGUAUAUCGCCCGAAAGCGAUGCCGGCGCACCUUGUCAGCAAUGUGAAGCAGUCGCUAAACCGGGAGGUGCUGGCGGAGGAGGAGGAGGAGGAGGAGGUGGAGGAGGAGGACCAAGAGGCAGGCGAGGUGGAGGAGGAGGUGGAGCAGCCGCGCAACACGGAGGAGGAGGUGGAGGAGGAGGAUGACAGAAUCCAGCGCUCUCGCACCCGGCCUGAGGCCGGUCUAGUCCGCUCGCCUGGGCUGCCGGCACUGCUGUCUGCGGGGAACUCCGGCGCCGGGAGCAGAAGAGACGUGGCACCGGCCAGCGGUCCGGGGGGGCUGUCGGGCGGGCGCCGGGACAGCGGCCUCAGCGGCGGCAGCGGUAAUAACAGGCACAUCAUGGCCGAGCACGGCAGUACCGGCCCCGUGCUAAGCGGCGCCGGUGGUGUCAGCAGCAACGGCGGGCUGCCGGCGCCAGUGUCGGAGCGCGCGUCCGAGGGGUGCGUGAGCACGUUCGGCCCCAUCAGCGACGCAGCUGGCAUGGAACUGGAGUCCAUCACAAUGGGUCUGGCAGGCAGCCAGAAGGACGCCAAGCCGCUGGGGUCCUGGACCACAUUUGCGGUGUCAGAGGGCCAGAUGGACACCCUAGGCGACACGGAGGUUGCCACAAACGGCGGGCCGUCUGGAGAGGGGGAGGGCAGGGUCUCUUCGGAGCCGCCGGCGCCGGUGACCGCGGUGCCGCUGCCGCCCAAGGACGGGCCGGCGCAGGUCAUCAAGCACGCGGUGCUGCCGCAGGCGGAGGACCUGCCCUCCUACAAGGUCAUGCAGGCCCUGCAACACCCUCCAUCGGGGCGGACCAGCCUGGAGCAGUCGGUGGUGGCCUCGGCAGCAGCGGCGGCGGCGGCGGGGCUGACGGCAGGAACGGCGACACCGGGGAGUGGCGCGACCACUGCCGAAGCCGUACACUUGCAGCGGCCGGUCACGGAGGAGGCACUCGCUGCAACACGCGAAGCCAUCGCUGCGGCCACCGCGGGGGCGAAGGCAGCAGCGGCGGCCGCGGCAGCAGCUGCAGGGAAAGGCGUUGCAUCAGCGGAGCAGCAAGCCGCAGCCGCCGCAGCCGCGGCCGCAGCUGCCGCCGCAGCCACGGCCCCCGCCAACUCAAAUCGCUCGCAAACGAGCCCCAGCGCGGCAGCGGGGCCCGCAAUCCCCGCGCUCAAGCCGCCAGCAGCAUUGCCGCUGCCUGCCAAAUCCGCUCCCACCACAUCACCAGCGGCUGCGGCAGCUGCAGCCAAGCCGGCGGCUGCUGAGCCGGUGGACGAGUGGGACGCUGCCAACCUGGCUCGGCAGCAGGAAACGGAGCUGUCCACGGGAGGCAGCGUGACAACGGCUGCCGCGGCGGCGGGCACAAGGCUGACCUUCACGGACGCCACCAUGUACUUUAUGGGCAUGGACACAAGCGCGUUCCGUGGGCCCGUGUUGGCGUCGCUACCGCCGCCUCCCGGCCUCUGCGCGCGGCUGCUGUGCCUGGCGCCGCCGGAGCUCAAGCCGCCGGCGCUGCGCGAGCAGCAGCUGCAGCUGCUAUGCCUUGCUAAAGUGUCCUUUGACAACGCCAACCCGCUGCACGCGCGGCUUCUGGGGUCCGUGUAUGCCGCAUUCACGGGCAAGAGCUGCGACCAGCCGCGCUUCGGCUCCCACUGGGCCGACGUCGGUUUCCAGGGCCAGGACCCGGCCACGGACCUGCGCGGCUGCGGCAUGCUGGGCCUGUUGCAGCUGUACUACCUGACACAGUGGAGCGUGGCGGACUCCUUGAAGCUGUACCGGCUGUCGCGGCACCCGGUGCAGGAGUUCCCUCUGGCCAUCGUGUCCCUCAACGUGACCAAGUGGACGCUGGUGGCGCUGCGCUCGGGCGGCCUGCACCGCGCCGCCAACGCGCGCGGCUCCGUGCUUGAGGCCGCCAACGACUUCUUCGCGGGCGGCAUGGCCACCUUCUACACCACCUGGCUCAGCCAGGGUGCCACCAUGGCCGACAGCGGCCACGUGCUCAAGGCGCUGGAGACGCUGUCACAGAAGAAGCCGGGCGUGUUGCUGGAGGCGGCACAGCGGGCCAACCUGCCAGAGCCACCGGCGGGGGCGUGAGAGCAAACUAGCUCGGUGGCGGCGUGAGCAGUGGGAGCUGCGUGAGCAGUAUAGCUCCGAAGCAUGGCGGUAACAAUAAGACGUGAAUGUUUUUCGGACCAAGCGUGGGGUGUGGUUUACAGAUAAUGCGUUCCGCUUGUGGUGUCCUUGCAAAGGCACGCGGUUGUUCUGCAAUGCAUCCAGCAUGGUAACUGCAAUGUGUGCUGUUGCAUGGUGGGGGCUUUGGACAAGCUUCGGUAGUAGGCGUCUUGGGGAAGGGUUCGAGAUGAAAGAUGAUGCACUUGCAUGGUGGGUACUGCCGCGCCAAUGCGAUAAGGUCAGUGCUCAACGUGGCUUGGCCACAAUCAAAGGCGGUACACGCAGCUUGAUACAGUGCCCUCCACGGGUGCGACAUGCCCCCACGGUAUUAGGACCAUCCGUCUCGUGAUGGAACAUGGCAAGGGGCAGGAAAGCGUAGUCCCGAUGUGUGUGGCUCCCACCCGUGCCCACAUAAAUGCGUAGCAAGAAGGGACAAGGCAUUGGUGCGUCGUUCGCGCGCUGUUACUGUACCGACGGUAGCUGGCAGGUUGUGUCGAUGUUUUGCUGACGCGCAUUCCUCACGCUCCGGGCGCCCGGCCAAGGCGAUAGCACCACACAGACUCAAUGCGACGCCACACCGCGCGGAUAGCAUAGCCGAUGCGCACCUGCAGGCAGUCGACCGGCGUCCACGGAUGAGCUGUGUAGACGA